This is a messenger RNA of Myzus persicae (green peach aphid), 5064 nucleotides long. RefSeq lists its product as uncharacterized. Gene Ontology annotation, molecular function: nucleic acid binding. The transcript has 2 exons. NCBI's taxonomy places the organism in Eukaryota, Metazoa, Arthropoda, Insecta, Hemiptera, Aphididae. The coding region runs from base 1 to 5064 and encodes 1687 amino acids. Gene Ontology annotation, biological process: DNA integration. The record is from RefSeq and is a predicted model, not a curated record.
AUGACCAAAGACACACCAGAGGAGUUGCGUAAGCUCAUAAAAAAACGAACUACAAUUAAAGCAUCCGUGGAAGUCAUCCGUAAUUACAUCAGAGAUUUUGAUCCCAAAACAAAAUCCAUACGUCAAGUGCAGACUAGGCUGACUAAGCUUAUAGAUUAUGGUAUGUCCUUUGAUGAAGUUCAAACAGCAAUUGUCGAGUUAAACCUUGGUCAAGAAGAAGAAUCAUUACAUCUUCAAUUUGAGGAUGAUCAUAAUACUCUUAGAGCUGAUAUGGAAGAUCUGAUUGCCAAACACAGCCCGACAGACUCUUCCAAUGUUUCACAUUCAUCCACUGGAGAAGCAUUGAGGUUACCCACAAUUCAACCUCCAAUGUUCAAGGGGAAUCUUGAGGAUUGGUCUUCGUUCUUUGACACAUUCAAUGCGCUCUUCCACAACAACACGGCAUUAAACGAUGUUCAGCGCUUGAAUUAUUUAAAGACUAGUGUGUCAGGUCCAGCCGCGGAUAUAAUCAAAAACUUUUCAAUCACUGCGGAAAACUACCAAGUAGCCUAUGAUGAGUUAGUACGCCAGUAUGAAAAUAAAGGUCUUACCAUACAAUCACAUAUUCGCGCCUUACUUCAUUCUCCUAAAGCCAACACUGCUUCAGCUGCAGAUCUCAGAGUAUUGCAUCACCAUGUGUCAUCUCAUGUCCGUGCACUUAAGGCUUUGGGGCAGCCAGUGCAGUCAUGGGAUGCAUGGUUGGUAACUCUUAUAUGUGGACAACUAGAUGCAACAACUGCCGGUGAAUGGCAACUCAGACAGGACACUAAAGAACUUCCAACGUAUGCAAGUAUUGAAUCAUUUCUUUCCAAACGGGUUGCUGCAUAUGAAGCGGGUAUCAUCUCAAACGCAAUUGACAAACCAGCAAAGGCAAAACCUGCUGCGCAUAAUAACAAGGCAUUCUUUACACGGUCUAAAGGAUCAAAAUGUCCACUUUGUUCUGCAACUCACAAGCUAUAUUCAUGCGACCAGUUCAACAAAAUGACCAUCCCAGAAAGACGAAAAACAAUCACAAGCCUUAUGCUCUGCUACAAUUGUUUAAAUGCCGGUCACAAAGUUGAAUCUUGUUACUUUCCUAGCUGUCCAAAAUGUGGACUACGCCAUAAUUCCAAAAUACAUGAUGAUAGUGUUGUCAUUGCAGAUUCCAAGCCAGCUGAUAAUGAACAACACACUGAUCAAACCACUCAUACUGUAUUAUUUACUAAUCCUGUUGCUCAAGUUACUCAGCCAAGCCCAGCAGAUGUGGUAAUGUUAGCCACAGCGGUCAUUUACAUACGCAAUCAGUAUGGUCAACAAUACAAAUGCCGCGCAGUGUUGGAUUCCGGAUCUCAAUUAAAUUUUAUUGAUCAAAGGUUUGCUAAUAGGCUAAGAUUAAACCUAUUCAAAAAUGAUUUCAACAUCAUUGGUGUGAGCUCCAUGUCUUCAUCAGCACAGUACCAUUCUCAAACUAUUAUAUCUUCUUGCCAUGGUAUUCCUGAUCACCUAAAGGCACAUUUAGCUGACCCUCAAUUUGACAUUCCGGGCCCUAUAGAGGUCCUAUUAGGUGCUGAUAUAUUUUUUAGCAUUCUUGGAUCUGGUAGAUGGCCAUUGUCCAAGCACUCGGCGCUGUAUCAAACAGAUUUUGGUUGGAUAGUUGCGGGAAAGCUCCCCAUUCUUUCAUGUAAUAAUAUUUCAUCACUCACCGUUCAUAGUGAUUCUGCCCUUUCAUUGUACACUUCCAAUACUGUUAAUAAAAGGAGUGAAGAAAUCAAAGCAGAAACCAUAUUCAUGUCUACAUAUACUCAAAAUGCCAUGGGAAGAUUUAUAGUGAAACUGCCAUUGAAUCAGGACCCCUCCUGCCUUGGUGAUUCCCGAGCGAUGGCAACAAGAAGAUUCCUAAACCUGGAGAAGCGGUUGAUAAAAGACUCAGCAUUAGCUGAAAGUUACACGGCUUUCAUGAAUGAAUACAUGGACUUGGGUCACAUGGUAUUGGCUGACCUAGACUUUAAAGGACCAACAUAUUACCUGCCACAUCACGCUGUUUUUAAGUCGGACAGUUCUACGACCAAGGUUCGUGUAGUGUUUGACGGUUCUGCCACUGCCUCAUCUGGUCUGUCAUUGAAUGACAUUCUUAUCAAAGGACCCAAGGUACAGCCUGACUUAGUAAAAAUUCUUUGGCGAUUCCGAAUUCAUAAUAUAGCCAUAACAGCCGACGUAGCAAAAAUGUACCGGCAAAUUCUAGUAUCUCCUGAGGAUUGCAAUUUGCAAAGAAUAAUUUAUCUUUCCAGUCCUGAAGAAUCAUUGCAGGAAUAUAAAUUGACCACCGUUACAUAUGGUACUAAAUCAGCAUCUUAUUUAGCAACUCGAUGCCUUCAUCAGGUUUCGUUGGACACCAACAACAGUUUAAUGAAGCGCAUCAUCUCCCAAGAUUUUUAUGUCGAUGACCUCCUAAGUGGUGGCAAAACGGAAGAGGAGUGUUUUGAAAUACAUAACCAGAUUCAGCUAGCCCUAAACGAUGUGGGAUUUCCUUUGCGAAAAUGGUGUUCUAGCUCGCAAUCACUUAUGAAUCGUUUACCUGAUGCAGCAGAUGAACCCAAUUUCAUGGUCAAUCUGAAUGAGCAAGACACGAUUAGUGCACUCGGUUUAUUAUGGCAACCAAUCACUGACACGUUUCAUUUUUCUGUGAAAGAUUGGUCUCCACCAGCAUUCAUGACCAAACGAAGUCUAUUAUCUGACAUAAAUAGUAUUUAUGAUCCUAUUGGCCUAAUCACUCCAGUGCUUAUAGUAGGCAAAAUAUUUUUACAGCAGCUAUGGACUUUUAAAUUAGGCUGGGAUGACAUUCUAUCCAAAGAUUUGCAAGCUAGAUGGGCAAAAUUUUAUGUUGGGUUACAGUCUCUGAAACAAUUGAAAAUACCCAGAAGGGCAGUACCAGUUGAACAUACCCGAUUAGAAAUUCAUGGAUUUUGCGAUGCCUCCCAAGAGGCAUUUGGUUGUUGCAUUUAUAUUAAGUCUAUCUCUACUACAGGUAAUGUCAAUAUCAGCUUAUUCACCUCUAAAUCCAGAGUGGCGCCUAUUCAAGCAUCAACAAUCCCGAGGCUGGAGCUAUCUGGAGCAUUACUACUGGCUGAGUCUUUAUCUGAUGUAUUAGUGGAAUUGAAUUUGUUAAAUAUAACUGUAUCGCCUUCAAAUAUAUAUCUUUGGUCGGAUUCUACUAUUGUCAUUUCAUGGAUAUGCAGUAACAGUCUUUUCCAAGUGUAUGUUUCAAACCGUUUGGCUCGUAUUCAUGAUUUAACUAAGCCCCACCAAUGGUUUUAUGUACCCACUUCAGAUAACCCUGCUGAUCUCAUCACAAGAGGUGUAGACGCUAGCUCAAUUUCACACUCAAAACUAUGGUGGCAUGGACCUGAAUGGUUAAGUCAAGAAAGUACAUCAUGGCCUAUUACUCCAAGUCUAAUCAGUGAGCUUCCCGAACUCAGACCAGUUAAACUAGUACUAACCACAAUUCCGCCUGUAACAAGUUGGAUCUCAGAGUCAUAUUCUAAUUGGAUGAAGCUAUUGCGCAUAACAGCGUUAGUAAAAAGGUUCAUUUUCAAUUGCAAGUUCAAUUCCAAGAAAAAGAAUCAACCGGCAAACGAAAGAAUGGUUGGAUUUAUUUCAGUUCAUGAGAUACAGUCAUCAAGAUAUUUUUGGCUCUCAAAAGCUCAGUCAGAUAAUUUUCCUGAUGAGAUAGCUGCACUCACGGCCAAUAAAUUAGUUCUGCAUCGAAGCUGUCUGAAGCAGCUGAAUCCAUUUCUUGACAAAUUUGGCUUAAUUCGGGUAGGUGGUCGCCUUGCCAAUGCCCCCAUUGCUGAUUCCAAAAAGUACCCAAUAGUCCUUCCUUCAAAGGGUACAAUCACAAAAUUGAUUUUCGAAUAUGAACACCGCAGACUAUUGCACGUAGGACCUCAAGCGUUGCUAGCCCAUAUUAAUAACGAAUAUUGGCCCAUCCGAGGCAGAAUAAUCGCAAAGCACACAGUAUCCAACUGCAUUCAGUGUUUCCGUUCACGACCAAAGUUCAUUCCACCAUUCAUGGCACCUCUCCCACGAGAACGCGUUACAGUCGAAAGACCAUUCUCUCGGGUUGGGGUGGAUUAUUGUGGUCCAUUUACCAUACGGAGUGGUUUACGUAGAAUAGCACCUACCAAAGGAUAUGUUUGUGUUUUUGUAUGUCUAGUGACCCGGGCUGUACACUUGGAGCUCGUUUCUUCACUGUCUUCAGAGGACUUCCUUGCGACAUUGACCAGAUUUAUGUCUAGGCGUGGCCAGUGCGCACGGUUGUUCAGUGAUAAUGGGACAAAUUUUGUGGGUGCGAAUCGUGAGUUGUUAAGUAAGUUUCGUGAAUUUAACCGUAAUAACAAAACUCACGAAUUCCUCUCCGCUCGAAGUAUUACUUGGCAGUUCAUUCCGCCUUCCUCCCCUCACUUUGGCGGACUUUGGGAAUCAGCUGUGAAGUCUGCAAAAAAGCAUUUGUACUGCAUUUCCAAAGGAGUCAGCAUGACGUACGAUGAGACUACAACCCUCCUGUGUCAAAUUGAGGCUGUCUUAAAUUCCCGCCCGUUGACACCAUUAUCCACUUCACCAUCAGAUUUCACUGCCCUUACUCCGGGCCAUUUCCUUGUUGGAGGACCUUUGAUGCUUCCACCUGAGUUGGAUCUGUCAACAGUCCCUCACAACAGAUUGAAACGUUUUAAACUAAUGCAGGCUCAAAUGCAACAUUUUUGGAAGCGUUGGUCUACUGAAUAUUUGCCGCAAAUCCAAAAACGAGGAAAAUGGACCAAACCAACCAAGAACUUCCAAGUUGGAGAUCUAGCAAUCUUAAAGGAUGAUUUGCUACCUCCAAUUCACUGGAAUUUGGUACGUGUAGUAAAGGUGCAUCCUGGACUAGACCAAAUUGUUAGAGCUGUUACCGUGCUUAAUUCCUCUGGUGUGGAACUCAAACGUCCAGUGGUGAAACUGGCUCUACUACCCACAUCAGCUGACGAAGACGUCGAACCUUUUAAAGUGUAA